Messenger RNA from Pistacia vera, 1084 nucleotides. RefSeq lists its product as uncharacterized. The transcript has 4 exons. Lineage: Eukaryota; Viridiplantae; Streptophyta; Magnoliopsida; Sapindales; Anacardiaceae. The record is from RefSeq and is a predicted model, not a curated record. The coding region runs from base 103 to 828 and encodes 241 amino acids.
CAAAGGUCUUAAACCCCUUGAAAUCUAAUCAUAUCAUUCAUCCUUCUUCAUCUUUUUCACCUCACUAAAACUACACUCACACCCUGAAACUCACUUCACUUCAUGAAGAAGAUCUCAUCCUUCCUUCUCUUCUUCUUCCUCUCUUUUCUCUUUCUCUUCUCUCAACCUUCUCAUUCCACCACCAUUCUUGUUGAUGGUGUUUCAGAGUGGAAGAACCCAACUGUUCAUGUGGGAGACUCCAUCAUCUUCAAACACAAGUAUAACUACAACCUCUACAUUUUCAAGAACAAGAAUGCCUUUAAUAUCUGCAAUUUCACUCAAGCUACUCUUCUCACCAAGCCCAAGUCCACCUCUUACACGUGGCAUCCUUCACGCCCUGGUUUCUUCUACUUCACCUUCAACAAUGGCUCUUUCAAAACGUGCCAAGCCUCCCAAAAGCUCUCCAUAGAGGUUUCAUUACCACAUAAUGCAAGCACUGUUUCUCCACAGCACCCGCCAAUGGAGGCUCCGGCACCGGUUUCAGGCGGUGUUGUUUCGUCUUCUCCUGCAUAUCCAUGGCCUUUCCGCCCCCGCCAAGACGCUGCUUCUCCAGGUCCAGCACCGUUGAGUGGUGACGCUACUGCUCCUGUGACCGUGCCGUCUUUGGUGCCGGUUAAAGGAGGCGGCAUGCCGUUUAUUAACAGUAACCCUGCCGUUCCUUUGCCUACUGGUGAAGUGGAUUCCGCUACUAUAAAACCUGUGCCAACUUCUGGCCAAUACAGACAGGUGGUGGUGGGGUUUCUUGCAGGUCAAAUGGUCACAUUUUCUGUAGUUUUCCUGAUGCUGUAAAAAAGAGGUGAGACAGAAAAUUGUGGGCAUUUGUAUAAAGGCAAUUAAACAAUUAUGUAGUAGCUAGCAGCAGUAGUAGCAGGCUUAAGUUAGUUUUGGUUACCAAGGGAAAGUAAAGUAGCUUUAAGAGUGAUGAUUAUUAUUAUUGUUAUAUUUAAUUCACCAUAUUGCAGUAUGUAUGGUGAAUUGGUGAUUGAUGCUUUCUUUCUGAUCUUUGGUUUUGAUUUGAUUUGGUUUUACCAUGCCAUUGAUUGCA